Messenger RNA from Penicillium griseofulvum, 357 nucleotides. Its product is annotated as putative adhesin. The transcript has a single exon. Bases 1 to 357 code for a protein of 118 amino acids. NCBI's taxonomy places the organism in Eukaryota, Fungi, Ascomycota, Eurotiomycetes, Eurotiales, Aspergillaceae. The record is from RefSeq and is a predicted model, not a curated record.
AUGCAUUUCUCCAUCAUCGCCACGGUCAUCGCUACCGUCUCUCUUGUGGCCGCUGAUUCAACAGGGUCGCCGCCCAAGUGUGGCACCUGCAGCCCUAUCUCAGGCGAGAACAAGUGUGACCCGUCGACCUCGUGCAUCAACACGGGUACAUCCUUCCACUGCGCCUGUCGUGCUGGCUUCAAGGCGUCUAAGUACAAUAACGACUUGUACCAUCAGUUCCGUCUGCCGAUGCCGAACUACGAGUUCCUUGUUUUCGUUCCUGAAAACACACCUUGCAACACCCAGUGUGCCGAUCCGUGGGCUGCGCCUUCUGAUCUUUGCAAGGAGGUCGAACUUCAAUGGAAGUGCCCGGCUUAG